Molecule: messenger RNA, 1233 nt
Organism: Penaeus monodon (black tiger shrimp)
Lineage: Eukaryota; Metazoa; Arthropoda; Malacostraca; Decapoda; Penaeidae
Product: pectinesterase inhibitor 10-like
Source: RefSeq, a predicted model, not a curated record
GUAAAUUCUGAAGGAACGGGAGAUCUUCAUGUAAUUACCGUCCCAAUGGGUCGUUCAAACACCCAUUCCCGUGCACCUGGAACCUCAACAGCAUCUCUGGGUAAACCCCCAGAUUAUUUUUUAGUUGCAGAAAAACCCCCAAGUUAUGAAGAAGCUAUGUCCAUGCUACCACCUUGUAGAGCUAGUCAGUCAGGUGUUCUUCAGUUGAAUGCAGAUGGUGGCUUAGAGGACUUUCUUACCCCACAUCAAGUACCAGAGCAUUAUCUUGAGGGUGCCACUGGAGGGGGCUCCCCACAGCCUCAGUGUCCGAGGUCUGAGAAUGUUCAGAGUGGAGGCCAAGAGACUCCACUCAGCCCACCUUCCCCACCUCCUGCAUAUUCAAGCCAAAUGUCCCUUAGUGCCUCACCAUGCAGCAGUAACUAUAGCAACCGUACUUCACCUGAAAUGGAAAGUGGGAGCCAAAAUAUCUCGGUAAUAAGCAGGGAUACUGAUAAUGAUGGCCAACCACAUGUUCAGGAAGUGCAGGCUAGUGAGCAACAUAAGUCUGCAAAGAAGGGGUCAAAGCAAUCAUCUAUGGACAAGUCAGAAAAAGUGGUUGAGAUAACUUCACCAGAAGCUGAAGAGAAGGAGUGAUCUCUCAGAUGUUGAGGGUUGUUACAAGAAUGAGUUCCCCUUAACCUCACCAGUUAUUAAAGUGGAUAAUAUAAAUCCAUGUUUUGUAGGUGAUAGUAACCCUGUCAAGUAGGAUAUAAUCUUUGGACUAUAAUUUUGAAAUUAUGAGUCAACAUUGAGGAUUUCCAUUUCAUAGGAGCAUGCAUUUGGACCUGCUGGAGGAACUACUAACACUUUCACUCACUUUGAAAUUAUUAUAAAAGAAAAAUCUACAGAAGUGAUAUAUAGGAGAGGCUGGGUGUUUAGUUUGAUGACACAUAGGCUAUUAAUGUUUUUGUUCAGAACAAUGUUCUGAUUAUUUUCAGAUAAUUAUAUAGUUAUGGAUAACUUUUUUUAUCUGUAUGUGUUGUGCAGUAUUUGAGGUGCUAAUACAAUUAUGUUAUUUUUUGCUUUUGUUGUAUGUUAUGAGAGGCUCAGAGGAUUUAAGCAUUCAGGCAGUUGCCUAAUCUUAUGAAACCUCAGGUUAAACAAAAUCAACAUUUGUUUUUAUAUCAGAGUGCCAUUAUUCCUUAUAGUCCAGUAGACUAUCUUGAGUUGUUAUGGAGGAAGGUGAACUGAGGU